Leucoraja erinaceus (little skate) is the source of this 2105-nucleotide messenger RNA. Its product is annotated as glucose-induced degradation protein 8 homolog. Bases 208 to 891 code for a protein of 227 amino acids. The record is from RefSeq and is a predicted model, not a curated record. Lineage: Eukaryota; Metazoa; Chordata; Chondrichthyes; Rajiformes; Rajidae. Gene Ontology annotation, cellular component: nucleus; cytoplasm. Gene Ontology annotation, biological process: proteasome-mediated ubiquitin-dependent protein catabolic process; positive regulation of canonical Wnt signaling pathway. Gene Ontology annotation, molecular function: protein binding. The transcript is spliced from 6 exons.
GCAAGCUUGGUUGCACCGCGGCCCGUUCAACCUAACAUCCCGUCGCACCGGCGGAAAGCUCGCGAGCUUCUGCUGGCGUCCGCUCCGCUCCGGGCCACCGACACAAUCCUCCACAUUUCAGAUAUUUGAUUAUUUUGGAUCAAGCCGUGCUGUAAAGCAAAGUGGUUCUUGCAGAACCUAAGUAAGUAAGUGAAUUGGUGUUCCAGGAUGAGUUAUACAGAAAAGCCUGAUGAAAUUACAAAAGAUGAAUGGAUGGAAAAGCUCAAUAAUUUACAUAUACAAAGAGCUGACAUGAAUCGUCUCAUAAUGAACUAUCUAGUUACAGGAUUUAAGGAAGCAGCAGAAAAAUUUCGAGUGGAAUCUGGAAUAGAGCCCAGCGUUGACUUGGACACUCUGGAUGAACGUAUUAAAAUUCGUGAGGUGAUACUGAAUGGACAGAUUCAAGAGGCCAUUGCAUUAAUCAAUAGUCUCCACCCUGAGCUGCUGGACACAAACCGUUACCUCUACUUCCACUUGCAGCAACAGCAUUUGAUCGAGUUGAUUCGCCAACGUGAGACUGAAGCAGCUCUGGAGUUUGCUCAGACUCAGCUUGCUGAGCAAGGCGAGGAGAGUCGAGAGUGUCUUACUGAGAUGGAGCGCACCCUGGCACUAUUAGCUUUUGAUAAUCCAGAAGAAUCGCCAUUUGGAGAUCUGCUUAAUAUGAUGCAGAGGCAAAAGGUUUGGAGUGAAGUGAAUCAAGCUAUUUUGGAUUAUGAGAAUCGUGAAUCAACGCCCAAACUCGCCAAACUGCUAAAGCUUCUAUUAUGGGCACAGAAUGAGUUGGACCACAAGAAAGUUAAAUAUCCUAAGAUGACAGACCUCAGUAAGGGAACAAUUGAGGAACCCAAAUAAAGUCUGUAUGAUGGGAAUGAACAGGAUUGUGGAGUGUCUUCCUGUGCGUUAACCGCUUAUCAGAAAGGACUGUAAUAAAUUCACUAAUAAAUGACAGAACACGUGAAAACAACUCUAUGGUUAAGAAUAAUCACAUUUAAGGCUGGGAUGAAGUCCAAAGCAUUGCCAACGCAGUACAUCAGGGAACACCACCAAAUGGUUGCUGAAGGGUCAAGGGAUUGCAAGAUUCACCCCAGUCCUAAAUUCAUUUUUUUAUGGUAACUUAUAACUUUACCAAUUCCACACGUUGGACUGAAAAUACAAAUUAUUAGGUAUUUACUUUUGCCUGCUGUACAGAGUUUCUAUUUGCAGUUUUUUUUUUGCUUCAUAUGCUGAUGGUUCUUAACAGUAUGUUUAUAUAUUUUCAGAACAACUUUACUAAACACUUGUCUUUUCCCUAAUUAGCCAUUUUCGAGCCAAGAUUCUUACCAAUAUCAUCAGAAAUGUUAUUGUUAAUAUGGUAUCCUACUGACUGCUGUUAAUGUUAUCUGGAGCCAGUUGUGGAUGCAGUAUGGAUACUAAGAAUGUAAUUAGUAGAAAAUAAUUAUCCAUCUUUUGUCAGUCUCAUUAAAAUUUUCCCUUGUUUAGGAAAGAGUUCAAAUGUUUGUUAAUUCUCAUUAAGUAGCCUUGUACUGAAUUAAAAUCCACAAGCUUGUAAGGCAUAGUAUUUAAACUCAUCUUUGUAUAUUUUGUGGGAAUGGCUCACUUAGAAAUGAGGAGUUGUUUGUAUAUAAUGCAGGAAAAAAAAUAGUAUAAUGCUAUCCCAAUACUAAAGUGCUUUACACUUUGAAAUUCAACUAAUGUGCUUUUAAACAUUGUGUAUCGUGUGUGUCAAGAUUUGUUUUGUUUAAUGUUAAUUUAUCAUUGCAUAUAUUAGCAAAUACUUCCAAAAUCCACAAAUGAAAGUCAUUGACAUCUAGUUAGUUUUAUAGGUCAAUGCAGACUCUGUAUCUAAUACCUUUUUAAACAAAGAACUUCACGUACUUAUUUAAUUUUCCAGAACUUUUUAUUAUUAACUUAGAAAAAGGAAAAUUCCAUAUGCAAUCUUUUUCUGUAAAUAUUCCCUAGAUGGACUUUAAAAAUGUAACUGAGGUACCGGUGAAAAUAUGCUGGUCUGCGAAUGAUGAAAAUAUUGUGUAAAAAAAAUAAAUAAAUGAGGGCAUUUAUUUACUUUC